Messenger RNA from Myripristis murdjan (pinecone soldierfish), 5391 nucleotides. It is a transcript of the gene myt1la, whose product is annotated as myelin transcription factor 1-like, a. Gene Ontology annotation, cellular component: nucleus. Lineage: Eukaryota; Metazoa; Chordata; Actinopteri; Holocentriformes; Holocentridae. The record is from RefSeq and is a predicted model, not a curated record. The transcript is spliced from 26 exons. Gene Ontology annotation, molecular function: RNA polymerase II cis-regulatory region sequence-specific DNA binding; DNA-binding transcription factor activity, RNA polymerase II-specific; zinc ion binding. Gene Ontology annotation, biological process: regulation of transcription by RNA polymerase II. Bases 153 to 4097 code for a protein of 1314 amino acids.
GAGAGAGAGAGAGAGGAGAGAGAGAGAGACUCUGUCGUCGCCAUUUCAAUCAUGACUCCAGAGGACGAGCUGUGAGUUUGUGCUCCGAGUGAACCCGAAGCCUUCGACACCAGCAGCAGUUUGACCGGAGCUGCACCACCGAGCUCGACCAGAUGGAGGUGAAUGCAGCUGAAAAACGACAUCGAACACGAUCCAAAGGAGUCCGAGUUCCUGUCGAGGCGGCAGCGCAGGAGUUAUUCAGCUGUCCCACCCCGGGCUGCGAUGGCAGCGGUCACGUCAGCGGGAAGUACGCCCGACACCGCAGUGUCUACGGCUGCCCGCUCGCCAAGAAGAGGAAAGCUCUGGAGAAACAACCGCUGGAGCCCACCGCCAAGAGGAGGCCCUUCCUCGCCUCCUCCCCCGAGGAGGAGGAGCACGCCGGCGUCUACCCCGGCUACGAGGCCGACGCCAUGGAGGUGGGAGAGGAGGGGAAGGAGCAGGGGGAGGUGGAGGAGGAGGUAGAGGAGGAGGAAGACGGGGAGGUUGAGGACGAGGAGGGCUUCUCCGAGGACAACGAGGAGCCGGGUGAGGAGGAGGAAGAGGAGGAGGAGGAGGAGGAAGAGGAGGUGGAGAUGGAGAGGGAGGAGGCGGCGGAGGGAAACGAGCGAACGGAAGAAGAAGAGGAGGUGGAGGACGGCGAGGAGGAGGAGGAAGAGGAGGAGCAGGAGGACGAGGGAGACGAAGACGAGCAAGAGGAAGAGGAGGAGGAGGAGGAAGAGGAGGAGGAAGAGGAGGAGCAGAAUCCUGUGCAAGUAGAGAACCGCUACAAAAACGGUGGACAAUCAAAGCUCAUUCCGAUUCAGAAGAACGACAACAACAAUAACAGCUGCGGCGGCGGCGGCGGCACCGGAGAGGAGUACGAGAACUACGACGAGCUGGUCGCCAAGUCGCUGCUCAACCUGGGCAAGAUCGCCGAAGACGCCGCCUACCAGGCCAUGACCGAGUCCGAGAUGAACAGCAACUCGUCCAACAGCGCCGGCGAGGACGAAGACGAGGACGACGACGAGGGCAGCGAGCAGGGCGACAGGAAGGGCGAGCUGAGCGUGGACCUGGACAGCGACGUGGUGAGGGAGACGGUGGACUCCCUGAAGCUCCUGGCGCAGGGCCACGGCACCAUGCUGCCCGACGACGGCUACCCGGACGGCGGCGUGGUGGACGACGGCCACGCCAACGGCCGGCCCGGCCUCGGGGUCAGGUGUCAGGGGGAGGAGAGCGAGGAGGAGGUGUGCCUCAGCAGCCUGGAGUGUCUGAGGAACCAGUGCUUCGAUCUGGCCAGGAAGCUGAGCGAGACGCAGCCGUCGGAUCGGCAAGGCCAGCCCGCCCUCCACCACCUCCUGCAGAUGCCGAACGAGCAGCAGGCGUUGCUGCAGGCGCAUCACAUGACCAGGUACGAGAGCUGCCAGCAGGGCCAGCCGGACGAGCCCCGCCCCCUGGAGCGAAACUACUCCGACAUGGUGAACCUGAUGAAGCUGGAGGAGCAGCUGAGCCCGGCGUCCAGAGGCUACCCGCCCAGCUGCAGCCAGGAGGGCGACGAGGACACCACGUCGGUGGCCUCCGACCGCUCCGACGAGGCCUUCGACAUGACCAAGGGCAACCUGUCGCUGCUGGAGAAGGCCAUCGCGCUCGAGUCGGAGAGGGCCAAGGUCAUGAGGGACCGCAUGGCGUCCGAGCACACGGCGGCGCGCCGGGAGAACCACCACCACCAUCACCACCACCACCACCACCGCGGCCACGGCGAGCACAGCCCGAGGCAGAGCAGCGCCGCCGAGGAGCGCAAGUCCAAGAUGCACCACGACGGGUCCAAGAGGGCGUACUACCCGAAAGAUUCCUCCAGAGGGGAGAAGAAGGAGAGCAAGUGUCCGACGCCGGGCUGUGACGGGACGGGUCACGUGACGGGUCUGUACCCCCACCACCGGAGCCUGUCCGGGUGUCCUCACAAAGACCGGGUCCCGCCUGAGAUUCUUGCCAUGUAUGAAAAUGUGUUAAAGUGCCCGACGCCCGGCUGCUCUGGACGCGGUCAUGUCAAUAGCAACAGGAACUCGCAUCGCAGUCUGUCCGGCUGUCCCAUCGCUGCGGCAGAGAAGAUGGCGAAGGUCCACGAGAAGAGAGACCCGACUGACAGCAGCAGCAGCAAGACCAAUCAGGCGUCAGAUCGCGUCCUCAGGCCGAUGUGUUUCGUCAAGCAGCUGGAGAUUCCUCAGUACGGCUACAAGAACAACGUUCCCACCAGCACGCCGCGCUCCAACCUGGCCAAGGAGCUGGAGAAAUACUCCAAGACCAGCUACGAGUACGGCGGCUACGACGGCCAGCACGGCGUCUACGGCAAGAGAGGCCCGGCCACCAAGUCGCACCACACACGGGACACCUCCCCGAAGGGAUACGACGCUAAGCGCUACUGCAAGACGUCGAGCCCGGCCAGCAGCACGACCAGCAGCUACGCCCCCAGCAGCAGCAGCAGCAGCAGCAGUCUGGGCUGUGGAGGAGGAGGGGGAGGGGGAGGUGGGGGAGCGGGAGGGGGAGGGGGAGGAGGAGGCGGAGGGGGAGGAAGCAGCGCCAGCAGCACCUGCAGUAAGAGCAGCUUCGACUACACCCACGACAUGGAGGCGGCCCACAUGGCGGCCACGGCCAUCCUGAACCUGUCGACGCGCUGCCGCGAGCUGCCUCACACCCUGGGAGGCAAACCGCAGGACCUGCUGAGCCAGAGCCCGGUCGGGGAGCUGGAGGACAGCGGGGCGGUGGACCUGGCGGGGCAGCCCGGCGGUCCGGAGGGCAGCGGGACAGUGCUGACGCCCCUGCAGCCCAUGUCGCCGCAGCGCCAGGCUCUGCUCAGCAGCCGCUGCUACCAGCUGAGCGACACCGACUGCUGGGAUCUGCCCGUCGACUACACCAAGAUCAAACGGCUGGGAGACGAGCCCGACCACAAAGAGUCUUCCUAUUUCUCGUCCCUGCACCAGAGCGACGAGCUGGACCCCUUCCAGGACCUGCUGGAGGAGCAGCGCUACCCGGCCGAGGUCACCAUGCCCAGCCCCAAACACAAGUACCCGUCCUGCAAGGAGAGCAAGAAGGAGCUCAUCACGCUGUCCAGCUGCCAGCUCGCCGACAAGAACAUCCGCGGGAUGAUGAGCAGCAACUCACAAGACCUCAAGUGUCCGACGCCCGGCUGCGACGGCUCUGGACACAUCACAGGAAACUACGCCUCCCACAGGAGUCUGUCCGGCUGUCCUCGAGCCAAGAAGAGCGGCAUCAAGAUCCUGCACAGCAAAGAGGACAAGGAGGACCAGGAGCCAAUCAGGUGUCCGGUCCCGGGCUGUGACGGACAGGGUCAUGUGACGGGGAAGUACGCGUCGCACCGCAGUGCGUCCGGCUGCCCGCUGGCGGCCAAGCGGCAGAAGGACGGCUACGUCAACGGCUCGCAGUUCGUCUGGAAGUCGGGGAAGACGGACGGCAUGACGUGUCCGACGCCGGGCUGCGACGGAUCAGGACACGUCAGCGGCAGCUUCCUGACGCACCGCAGUCUCUCCGGGUGUCCUCGUGCCACCUCGGCCAUGAAGAAGGCGAGGAUGAGCGGCGUGGAGAUGCUGACAAUCAAGCAAAGAGCGAGCAAAGGCAUCGAAAACGAUGAAGAAAUCAAGCAGCUCGACGAAGAAAUCAAAGAUUUGAACGAGUCCAACAAUCAAGUGGAAUCAGACAUGAUCAAACUGAGGACACAGAUCACCACCAUGGAGACGAACCUCAAGUCCAUCGAGGAGGAGAACAAGGUGAUCGAGCAGCAGAACGACUCACUGCUGCACGAGCUGGCCAACCUCAGCCAGUCGCUCAUCAACAGCUUAGCCAACAUCCAGCUGCCGCACAUGAGACCGCUGCCACAGAAAGAGGCUCCAGUAAAGCAUAACUGCUGUUUGCAGAUGCCUCCCAGAGAGCCAAUGAAUGAACAGAACUUUGACACGUAUGUGAGUACUUUAACAGACAUGUACACCCACCAGGACCAGUACCAGAGCCCGGAGAACAAGGCGCUGCUGGAGAACAUCAAACAGGCCGUCCAGGGCAUCCAGGUGUAGCCGAGGCCAAACCGACCACAUGCAACGCAAAAAAGAAAACAACAAAAGACAAAAAAAACAAAAAAAAAAUCCCAAAAAACGUCCAAAAGAGGGGAAUGGGUUGUUUUUUGCUGCUGUAAUCUACCAUUUUUUAAUUUAAUUUACUCCACUGUUAUGCUCUCAACUCCAUGGGUAUCUUUGUUAUUUUUUUGGUUUGUUUGUUUGUUUAUUUUUUAGGUUUUGUUUGUUGUUGCCUUGCUUUGAAAAAUACCUGCCAGCGGCGAAGGUUUUAAACGAAACAUUCACGUUUUGUACAUUUUCAUAUGACCUAAUAUAAUGUGAUGUACUGUUUAUAGCUGCUAAUGUAUGCACAUUCUAGUGUAUAUGUAUUUAUUGACUGUAAGCUUGAAUCAUUUUUUUUUUUCCUUUUUUUAAAUUUCGACGCGAUUUUUGCGGACAAACGGUCAAACCGGGCGUCACGGGUUUAAGGGGAAUGUGAGGAGCGGCGGCGUCCCGGCAGGCUUCGCUCAGCGGGAGGCCGCCGGGGCGCCGCUCGUUUCGCAGGAUGUAAAUUAUAUCGAUUUUUGUAACCAUGUUUGAAAGCUACGUCGUCAGUGGUCUGUAAUACUACCGUCUGUGUUCAAACUUCAAACUAGGAGAAGAAAACGUUGCUAUAUAUAUAUAUACACGAGGAGAUUUCAAACAUCAUGACACGGAAACGUACUGGUGCAGAUCCCAUCGUCCCCCAGCAGAGUAGAUUUAGUUUCAAACGUCCCGAACCGUCGCCGAAACUUCUCCUCUGUUCACUCACAGAACGAAGCGGGAGGAAAAAACGUAGGAGACAAUCUGCCAUUAUGAAUUUAUUUUGAUCAUCAACCUCGACUAGCUACUAGGAGAACUUAUCAGCAAUAUUGGUAUGAUGAUAUUAAACCACUUGUUUAGAUAUGGGAUGCAAUCUAUAUGAAAAAAAGUUUGGGUAUAUGCAAUUUCUUAUGAAUAAAACUAGCGAAGAGCUGAUAGAUCUUUUUACUGAAUAUAAAUGUAUUGCGUUUUGUACAAACCUUUUACUACAAUCAUGUUUUAGGAAUCGGACGCGGGUGCGAGGCGGAGGACUUCGGUCGUGUCAUGUUGGACUUUGCACAGUGACGCCUUUGUUUCCAUGUUUUGAUGUUUUUACUGUCGACCGAGACGGCGAGCGGAUUUGUAGAUACGAUUUUUUUUUUUUUUUGGAAAGGCUGACGGCUCCAUUGGACUUAAACAGGGUCAAACGUCGCCAUCCAUCGUCGUUCAACAAAAAAAAAAAAAAGAAAAGAAA